This is a messenger RNA of Epinephelus fuscoguttatus (brown-marbled grouper), 4335 nucleotides long. RefSeq names its product mucin-5AC-like. Lineage: Eukaryota; Metazoa; Chordata; Actinopteri; Perciformes; Serranidae. Bases 98 to 3478 code for a protein of 1126 amino acids. Gene Ontology annotation, biological process: cell-cell junction assembly. The record is from RefSeq and is a predicted model, not a curated record. The transcript has 13 exons.
CCAGCGGAGUACAUCUGAGCCCCUAAAGUCUCGUCCACUCAUAGCCCUCUCUAGCUUUCUUUCUCGUGGUGAAGUUUUGCCUCUAAUUUAUUUUACAAUGGCUCGAGAAUUCAAACUCCUCUGUGUCCUUGGGCUAGUUGCAGCCUGUGUUGUUGCUACUACAGAAGCUGUACCUACUACAACUGAAGCGCCUACAACAACUACAGAAGCACCAACUACUACAACUGAAGCGCCCACAACAACUACUGAAGCACCAACUACUACAACUGAAGCUCCUACAACAACUACAGAAGCACCAACUACUACAACUGAAGCGCCUACAACAACUACAGAAGCACCAACUACUACAACUGAAGCGCCCACAACAACUACUGAAGCACCAACUACUACAACUGAAGCUCCUACAACAACUACAGAAGCACCAACUACUACAACUGCAGCGCCUACAACAACUACAGAAGCACCAACUACUACAACUGACGCUCCUACAACAACUACAGAAGCACCAACUACUACAACUGCAGCGCCUACAACAACUACAGAAGCACCAACUACUACAACUGAAGCACCCACAACAACUACAGAAGCACCAACUACUACAACUGAAGCACCCACAACAACUACAGAAGCACCAACUACUACAACUGAAGCACCCACAACAACUACAGAAGCACCAACUACUACAACUGAAGCGCCUACAACAACUACAGAAGCACCAACUACUACAACUGAAGCGCCCACAACAACUACUGAAGCACCAACUACUACAACUGAAGCUCCUACAACAACUACAGAAGCACCAACUACUACAACUGCAGCGCCUACAACAACUACAGAAGCACCAACUACUACAACUGCAGCGCCUACAACAACUACAGAAGCACCAACUACUACAACUGAAGCACCCACAACAACUACAGAAGCACCAACUACUACAACUGAAGCGCCUACAACAACUACAGAAGCACCAACUACUACAACUGCAGCACCCACAACAACUGCAGAAGCACCAGCUACUACAACUGAAGUGCCCACAACAACUACUGAAGCACCAACUACUACAACUGAAGCGCCCACAACAACUACUGAAGCACCAACUACUACAACUGAAGCUCCUACAACAACUACAGAAGCACCAACUACUACAACUGCAGCGCCUACAACAACUACAGAAGCACCAACUACUACAACUGACGCUCCUACAACAACUACAGAAGCACCAACUACUACAACUGCAGCGCCUACAACAACUACAGAAGCACCAACUACUACAACUGAAGCGCCCACAACAACUACAGAAGCACCAACUACAACUGAAGCUCCUACAACAACUACAGAAGCACCAACUACUACAACUGCAGCGCCCACAACAACUACAGAAGCACCAACUACUACAACUGAAGCACCCACAACAACUACAGAAGCACCAACUACUACAACUGAAGCUUCAACUAUUACAACUGAAGCUCCUACAACAACUACAGAGGCUCCAACUACUACAACUGAAGCUCCUACAACAACUACAGAAGGUCCAACAACUACAACUGAAGUGCCUACAACAACUACAGAAGCACCAACUACUACAACUGAAGCUCCUACAACAACUACAGAAGCACCAACUACUACAACUGAAGCGCCUACAACAACUACAGAAGCACCAACUACUACAACUGCAGCUCCUACAACAACUACAGAAGCACCAACUACUACAACUGAAGUGCCUACAACAACUACAGCAGGUCCAACUACUACAACUGCAGCUCCUACAACAACUACAGAAGCACCAACUACUACAACUGAAGCGCCUACAACAACUACAGCAGGUCCAACUACUACAACUGCAGCUCCUACAACAACUACAGAAGCACCAACUACUACAACUGAAGCGCCUACAACAACUACAGCAGGUCCAACUACUACAACUGCAGCUCCUACAACAACUACAGAAGCACCAACUACUACAACUGCAGCUCCUACAACAACUACAGAAGCACCAACUACUACAACUGAAGCGCCUACAACAACUACAGCAGGUCCAACUACUACACCUGAAGCGGGCAAAACAACUACAGCAGGUCCAACUACUACAGCUGAAGCGGGCAAAACAACUACAGCAGGUCCAACUACUACAGCUGAAGCGGGCAAAACAACUACAGCAGGUCCAACUACUACAGCUAAAACGGGCAAAACAACUACAGCAGGUCCAACUACUACACCUGAAGCAGGCAAAACAACUACAGCAGUUCCUACAACCACAAAGCCCCCAGGCCCUUGUUACGGAAGCCCAUGUGGCGAUGGGAGCACCUGCCUGCCUCGUCACAAUGAAACCUUUGUAUGCUCAUGUUUGGCUGGUAACUACAAUUAUGGCAGCGGCACAUGUGAGAGUGCUAAAGUUUUCCCCGGACAACUAGGCCUUUCUAAACUACCAUACAAAGAAGCUAUGGCUAACUCGACAUCAGAAGCAUUUCAAGACGUUGCGCAACAAAUUUAUGCAGAGAUGUCAGCAGUUUUUGGUGAUGAUGGUUACUCUAAUUGUACAGUACUGAAGCUUCAGCCCAUUGCAGUCACUAAAUUAUGGUCACGGUCAAAGCCUGGAAUCCGUGCAACUGUGGAGAUCAUUUUCAAAGCUAAUGCUCCCAUCAAAGAAUCAGUCAUUGAAGAGAAGCUGGCUGCAGCGGGUGGUGUACUGGAAGGUUCCAAUUUCACUGCUUCAAACCUGUGUGAGGAGAAGAAGCCCUGUGAUGCGGAUACUGCGGAAUGCAUCAAAGAAGAUGGAUCUUUUAGCUGUAAAUGUAUGGAAAACUACAUCAAGACGGACUUUAGUAACCGCAUGUGCAUUGCUUGUCCCAGCGGUAAAAAAGCUCAGGGCUCCGAAAAAUGUGUAGAUUGUCCGUUCGGUUAUUCUGGCUUUAACUGCAGGGAAUCAUGGAAGCUGUCACUGGUAAUCGUCGGUUCCGUGUUCGGGGGACUGCUGCUCAUCACAGUCAUUCUUCUGCCUAUUGUGGCACGCAAAUCCUCAAAGAAGAGCUCCAAGAAGGACAAAAAUGCAGACACUGGGAAGUCUUACGUCAGCCACCCUCAAGACAAGAAACCAUUGGUUAACAGCAGCUUAGGCAACAGCCAGGCAGCCUCAUUUAAUGGGUCAGCCAACGGCCUGUCAGCCUUCACCAAUGCUGGGGUGCCCAGGAUCCCACGGGCCACAACUAACAACAGCUGGGACAGCAGGACCAACCUGGAGAUGACUCAGAGCAGCUAUCGGCAAAACCUGGCACCAGCGGGGAGGAACCCACGGCUCUACGACGACCAUAAUGACAUGAACCCAUAUGCUCAGGCUCGACCCCAGAACGGCCUCUACGCUCAGUCUCGACCCCAGAACAACCCCUAUGCCCAGACUCGACCUCAGAUCAACCCAUACACUCAGAACCAAGGCCACAGCAACCCUUACUACGUGCAUGAUGAUGGAAGAAGGUUCAAUUAAAGAGGAACCACAGAAGUUUACUCUACAGUGACAUUUAACCAGAUCAAAAACUUGGUGUUGGAAACACCUCCCCCACCCCCAAAUAACUGUGCACCUUUAAUAUCCUAUAUGAGGUUAUGAGGAGUUGUAUAAACAGAAGCACAGCGGUUGGCUGAAGAAAUGUGUAGUAGUAUAAAGUCUAUGCUGACCAGCUGUGAGCUGUCAUCCAUCUUUCCUGUCUUUCCUUGACUAGUCUUUGUAAAAGUUGGGGACGUGAAUAUGCUGUUAGUCUUUUGAAAGGUUUCUCAAUAUUUUUAUUCUCAAUCAAUUAAAGUAUUACUCACUUAAGAAUGUCUGAUUAAAUAGCAUUGAAGCCAAGAAAUGACUUGCUGUUUAAUAUCAUUCUCUUGCCGUGUUAAUAUCUGGCUCGUCUAUGAAUUUACAAGUGAUCAUGUGUAUGUAAAAUGUGUUUAAGGGUUUAUAAUGAGUCACGAUUUACACAGGUUUUGCAAAUGAGAUGAGCUUUUUUUGUUGUUCUAAUGAAAUGUAAUGAGUAUUUCUCCAAAUUAUGGUGUUAGGUCCCUCUAUGUAUUUCAGUGUAAUUUGUGUAAAAUGUUUACUCUACAUUGAAAUUGCCUGAUGUUCUAUUUUGUAUAACAGAGUAUAUUUUGUUUAUUUGUAACCACUUUUAUGUUUGAUUGAUACCCAAAGGGUAUUCAACAUAUUUAAAAUUAAAACAGUACUUGGAAAUAUUUUACUACUUAUUUUAUUGCAUUAGUGUGUCUCUGUCACUCAUACUUUAUAUAUGAUAUUUAAGUCAUUUUAACCAUUAAAAAGUUACGACAUACAGUUAAUAUAUUAAAAAUUAUUUAAACUUU